AUGCGACAGGCAACUACGCCCGCCACUGCUGUUGGUAAGACGCUGAAAAAAGCUGAGAAAAAAACCUCAGCAAGGUCAAAACCUGUCAAACCCAGCCAUCCCCCAACUUCCGAUAUGGUUAAUCGUGCCAUCAAAGGAUUGAAAGAAAGGAGCGGAUCCUCGUUGCAUGCUAUCAAGAAAUACAUCGAAAAGACCGCUGUACAGUCCGGUUCCUUGAUUCAGACCAAAGGAAAAGAAGCGUCUGGUUCUUUCAAAUUGGCCGCUGGCGGUUCUACAACAAACGCGUCGAAGAAAUUUGCGAAAAAAUUGGUCAAGUCGGCCGAUGGAGCAAAUAAGAAUGCAUCACCUACAAUGGCAGCCGACAAGAAGAACACAUCACCUGCCAGGCUACAUCUAUCUACUAAGAAGGCAAACAAAAAGCUGACGAAGAAGUCCAAAGCACCGAAACCAAAAACGGUCAAAUCAGUAACGGCUCCGAAGAAAGUAACGUCUCCCAAAAAGCAAAAGUAA
Messenger RNA from Coccinella septempunctata (seven-spotted ladybird), 510 nucleotides. Its product is annotated as histone H1B-like. Gene Ontology annotation, molecular function: structural constituent of chromatin; DNA binding. Gene Ontology annotation, cellular component: nucleosome. NCBI's taxonomy places the organism in Eukaryota, Metazoa, Arthropoda, Insecta, Coleoptera, Coccinellidae. The transcript is spliced from 3 exons. Gene Ontology annotation, biological process: nucleosome assembly. Bases 1 to 510 code for a protein of 169 amino acids. The record is from RefSeq and is a predicted model, not a curated record.